Messenger RNA from Diprion similis, 3596 nucleotides. It is a transcript of the gene ACXD, whose product is annotated as adenylate cyclase type 2. The record is from RefSeq and is a predicted model, not a curated record. The transcript is spliced from 20 exons. Gene Ontology annotation, molecular function: adenylate cyclase activity. Bases 60 to 3509 code for a protein of 1149 amino acids. Lineage: Eukaryota; Metazoa; Arthropoda; Insecta; Hymenoptera; Diprionidae. Gene Ontology annotation, biological process: cAMP biosynthetic process; adenylate cyclase-activating G protein-coupled receptor signaling pathway; intracellular signal transduction.
AUAAUUAGUCCGAUUGAAAUAGUGGUUGGUAAGUGAAGUAGAGUGAAUCCUCGCGCAUCAUGGAUCAAAGCAGCAUGGAACUGGUGGCCAGGACCUCGUUGACGUCCCUUAAGGUCGACGCGGCUCGCAUCGUCUCGGCAAACAACCUCGAUGACUGGACGUGGACCAGCCUGAGGAAACAAUUCAAGUACAAGAAUUUGGAAAAACUCUAUCUAACCUACCAAAGAAGACUACAAAAUGGAUAUUUGUCCCUCUUCAUUAUACUCCACGGAAUCCUGAUCGUAGUUCACUCGGCCGUACUGGUCACAAUGGGUAGCUUGGAAGGUGCGCUACCCGAUGUAAUCACUUACAGUGUGAUCGGGGUGCUUCUCUGCCCUUUGAUCACGCUAUCCUGCAGGACAAAAUUCAUCGCAAAGGACCCCUGCGUACCUGUUUUACUAUCAUGCCUGACGGUUGCUCUACUCGUCAUAGGCGACGUUGCGAUGCCCAUUUACCGCGCCGCGAGCCAAGGCAACAAUACUCCGGCGGUAAGGCCGGCAUACGCGACCCACACACUUUUGGCCUGUUACGUUUUCCUACCGUUGACGGAAAAUCUGCACGCUUUUCUUCUCGGCGUGACGGCAACCCUGUGUCACCUGGCCAGCCUGGCACUGGUCACAUACAGAGACGAGAGGUAUCUAGUUGGCAAGUUGGUACCGGACGCGAUUUACUUCAUAUGCGUAAACGGGCUUGGACUCUAUUUCCGUUUCAUGAACGAGGUCAUAAUCAGAAGGUCGUUCCUUGACAGGCGGAAAUGCGUCGAAUCAACGUUGAAGCUUAACUAUGAGAAAGAACAAGAGGAACAACUAACGCGGAGUAUAUUGCCGCAGCACAUUGCGGCGCAGAUAAAAAAGGACUUCAGGAACAUAUUCAAGUUCAUGGAAGAGCACAACACGAUAAAACAGAAGACACCCUACAAUGAUCUCUACGUGGAAACGCACAAGAACGUUAGCAUCUUGUACGCAGACGUUGUAAAUUUUUCCGGUCUGACGGUAACCCUGCCAGUUCAAAAGCUCGUCGAAACUUUAAACGAUCUUUUCGGUAGCUUUGACGAGGCGUCGGAAAAACACAACGUCCUACGUAUCAAGUUCCUUGGAGAUUGUUACUACUGCGUGAGCGGUGUUCCAAACCCAAACGCACACCAUGCAAAAAGCUGCGUCGACCUUGGUCUGGACAUGAUCCAGAUAAUCCGAAAGGUUCGAGAAUUGCGAGGUCUUGACGUGGACAUGAGAAUCGGAGUUCACUCGGGCACGAUAAUAUCGGGUAUAAUCGGUGCCAACAAAUGGCAGUACGACGUGUGGUCCCGUGACGUAGUGAUAGCGAAUAAAAUGGAGCAAACCGGAAGAGCUGGAAAGGUCCACGUGACGCAACAGACCCUGAACCUCCUGGACGUCAAUCAGUACAAUUGUACGCCGGUGGAAUCGGUCAACAACGAAACCCUCAACAAGUACAAGAUCAAAACGUACCUCCUGACACCGUCUCCGUCACCUCUCCACAUUUCCCAUGAUCGAGAUUCGUUUGAGAACAGCGAGAACCUCUUGACACCGGAUGGGACAGAGUCCAGAGUCUACCUUAAGGCCCGAAGAUCAAGCGCAAGACCCAGCAUCUCGUUUUCCGCGAAAAGCAAAAGCCGAAAUCCACCUGUCGCCAAUGGACACGCCGAUGUUACCGUCGGCACGUUUCGGAGACGAACAGCCUUCAUGGGAACGAAUUUACGACAGUAUCAGCAAAUGCUGAAGACAGCUGACGCUCACAUGGAAACUGCGAUACAACAGAUGCCGCUGAGUAAAUUCGAACUGUAUUCCAGGCAAUGGUUCAAAGCUGAGCACCUGAACCCGUUUUUCCUAACGUUCCAUGACUUGACCUGGGAGUUACCGUUCAUGCAAGAGUCCGACCCGCUAUUCAAAUUCUACGUGAGCUGUGCCGGAUUGGUUUUGGUCUGCAUGGGUUUCAUGACCUUAAUGCCGAGUCUAACGCAGUCAGCAUGGCACGUAAGCACGGGAAUCGCUUACGGAAUAGCUAUGGCGUUCCUAGUCUUGUUAUUGCCUUUCACGUGGCUCCAUUACGCAUGGACAAGGUGGAAGGACCCUCACGAAGAACAGGAGGGUCACGUUCCCCAGCCGGAGAAUAAAGUACUGCUAUUUAUGUACCAGACAAGCGUCAAGGUUGUCUGGAGCGCACUUUUACGAACCUGUCUCUACCUGGUGAUCACAAUUCUAUUGGCAGCCUGUGCCAUGGUCGACAUGGUGGUGGAAUGCGACAACGUGGAUUACCUCGCCCUGAACAACCUUACUUCAAGCAUAACAGCGAUCGGUGCAUCUGAGGUAGAAUGCAAAACGCCGCAAUGGCAAAUGACUCAGACAUGUUCCCUGGCAAUAUUGAUGAGCUUUCUGUUCCUACGAAUACACUUUUGCCUUAAGCUCAUCAUCGGAUGCUCGAUAAUGGGAUUCUACACUUGGAACAUCUGGGUAUUCAGAUCCGCCCUGUUUCAGUCAGGCGAAUCGUGGAACCCGCAAUUGGAACCCAGAGUGGCACACAUUCUGAGCGUCGUUUUCCUCACGUUCUCAUUGCACAUAAUCGAUCGUCAGGCAGAGUACCUGAACAGACUUGACUAUCAGUGGAAACGGCAGUUAACAAAAGAACAGGCCGAGGCAUUCCACACGCGAAACGCCAACAAAAUGUUGCUGAGGAACAUCCUUCCGGAACACGUUGCCGAGUUUUACCUGAACACGAAUAGAAACGAGGAGCAGCUUUAUCACAAACCGUACGACACGGUAGCAGUGAUGUUCGCAUCACUGACCGAAUUGUCAAUGGACGAAACGGACCUCACAGAAAAAAACAUCCUGAUUAUCCUGAACCAGAUAAUUUGCGAAUUCGACAAAUUACUAUUCCAGCAGAGUUUCCUGAGAGUAGAGAAAAUCAAAGUGGCAGGAACGACGUACAUGGCAGCCUGCGGUCUGGACGCGGGUCACAGGGAUUCCCUACGAAGUUCAGGAUCGGGAAGCCUGGACGAGGACGGGGAAUCCGACAGUGGUAGAAAGCCUGGAGAGUAUCGACUCUACCACGAACAAGACCACGUCGUCACAGUCAUGACUCGAUUCGCGGCCCAAAUGAUGCACGUCCUCGACGGUAUCAACAGGGAAAAAAUAUCGAAUAUCGAACCGUACAAACUGAGGAUCGGCAUUUCGCACGGAGAAGUGACGGCCGGCGUGGUUGGCUCCCAAAAACCGCUUUACGACAUCUGGGGAGAUGCUGUAAACAUGGCGUCGAGAAUGGACACAACCGGAGUCCCGGGAAAAAUUCAGGUAACGAAGGAAACUGCAGCCUUGUUAGAAGAACAGGGUGUGAAGUGCGAAUUGCGAGGAGACACGUACGUGAAACCAAAGGGUUUGGUAACUACGUAUUUCGUCUCUGUGAACGAGCGUCGACAAAUUCAGAGAUUGGAAUCGAUACAGGAGACAAGAUUGUGAGCAAAACGAAACGCGCGCGCGUAUUAAAUCGCGAUUAACAUUGAAAAGUUGUUUAAAAAAAAAAAAAAAAAAAAAAAAAUUACCGUU